AAGCAUUUUUUUCCUGUGCUGUGCAUCUGCUGUAUAAAUUGAUACAGGGUGGCCGUUAUCAGCUUGUUUCACUAAUCAGACUAGUACAGGUGGAGAAAUGAAAACUGCACUGCUAUUCCUGUUUGCUGUGCUUUUCACAGCCACAAGCUGCAGCUCACGUACAAAUCCAUGUGUUUGUCUCAAGACAUUGAACGUCAAUCUUCCACCCUCAAGAGUAAAAAGUUAUUAUCUGCAGGAAGAAGGCCUCUGCCAUAUUACAGCUGUCGUAAUCACGACUAUGAAAGGACUUACAGUCUGUGCAGACCCAAAAAAGCACUGGGUUAUUAAAGCCAUGAAAUUAGUGGAUGGAAGAAAGAUGGCUUAUACCACAACAGCAAGGCCUAUGUCUACUGCUUCUGAGCGCACAGUGAAUACACAAGAGAAUUCGUCCAGCUCAUGCUGCUUGAAAAAAAAGAAAUCAGUUAAAAAUCACCACAAAAAAAAGAUUGUGGAUUGUAAAGUUCAGAGUGGUGAUCUUUGCCCCUUUGAAGCAAUCAUCAUUAGGACACAUAAAGGCCGGCAACUCUGCUUAGAUCCACAGGAAGAAUGGGUUCUUAAAAAUGUUGUGAUGAAUGGAACCAACACUUGUGAUGUGACCCUAACAACAAAGAACACCAGAAAUGAAAAAAGGGCAGGCAAAAGAAGAGUAGGUAAAAAGAGAAACGUGGAGCAAGAGAAAGGAAGUUUAGACUAAAUUACUGAUAAAAUACACUUAAAUGUAAUGCAAAGUGUUUCAGUGAGUGCUGGCACUCAGUUAUUUGAAUGCAUAUAUUGGAGGUAAUAUGUAUUCAGCUUCAAUUUAACCCUCCAAUGAAAUCCAUGUAAUCAAAUGUAUUAAAAACUUGUUUUUUUUUUUUAUAAUGUUUUAUUAGUCUGUAAAUCUAUUAACCUUGUUUUCUUCACUAUAGUGCAAACAAAAUUAGUAAUUGCAAUAUACUGUAAUGUCAGUUAAAUACACCCAUGCCUAAUAAAUACUUAAUACUUAAUACUUAA
Messenger RNA from Silurus meridionalis, 1032 nucleotides. RefSeq lists its product as uncharacterized. The record is from RefSeq and is a predicted model, not a curated record. Bases 98 to 733 code for a protein of 211 amino acids. Lineage: Eukaryota; Metazoa; Chordata; Actinopteri; Siluriformes; Siluridae. Gene Ontology annotation, biological process: lymphocyte chemotaxis; cellular response to interleukin-1; cellular response to type II interferon. The transcript is spliced from 5 exons. Gene Ontology annotation, molecular function: chemokine activity; CCR chemokine receptor binding. Gene Ontology annotation, cellular component: extracellular region.